AUGUCGUCUCGGUAUUCAGAGCGAAAUGGGCCAUCGGAGAGCGAAAAGAUGACACUGCCAAAGGUGCGAAAAAGGAAGGCGCAGCUGGUCGAUGAAAUCGAGGCGCUGAAAAAUGAGGUACGAGAGGUGGACGAGGAACUUGACCAGGUCUACUACACCCAUCCAAAAUCGAAGGAUUAUCAAAAAAUUGUGGUGAACGGACGAAAAAAGUUCAAUCAGGAUCCAUGGAAGGCGUUAGAUUGGCUAGCGUCACGGAAUGUCGUCGCAAAGGAUCCACAAGCGUUGGCGUUGUGGAUGAAGGCUGGCGAAGGGCUAUCCAAAUCGGCAAUUGCCCUCCGCCAGUACCUAUUCUCGUUCCGACUGCCCGGCGAAUCCCAAAAGAUUAAUCGAAUUUUGGAGAAAUUCGCCGAAAUCUACGCACUUCAAAAUCCGUCGUACGGGAAUGCGGAUCAGGCGCAUACGGUAGCCUACUCGUGUAUUAUGGUGAAUACGUUGUUGCACAAUCCCAAUGUGAAGGAUAAGCCGACACUGGAGAAGUAUAUCGAGAUGAAUGAGCAACUCCUCGAAUCGGGCGCUAUCACCAUCGAACAACUGACAGAAGUGUACGAAUCGGUGAGCAUCACCCAAUUCAAGAUCCCCGAUGAAGUGUCGCCAACGGGAAAAGGAUCAGUGAACGACAUUCUUCUGCACGCCGAACGAGAGGGUUGGCUAUUCAAACAGAGCUCGAAUCCACUGUUUUCCGGGGCUCUUUCGUGGAAAAAACGGUGGUUUGUGUUGUCGGAGAACUGUCUGUAUUACUUUGAUCAAAUGACUGAUAAGGAGCCCAAGGGAAUCAUCACACUCGCCAAUGUUGGAAUACGCAAAGUCGAAGCGCCAACUAGACCCUUUAUGUUUGAGAUCUACUCUUUGUCUGACGGCCAAAUCAAGGCGUGUAAAACCGAGCAAGACGGUCGUCUCGUCGAGGGAAGACACUCAAUCUACCGUAUCUGCGCGGUGAACGAUGAGGAUAUGCGGUCAUGGAUCAAUGCGAUAUCCCGGAUGAUGGCACCGCAGCAACAGACGAUGGCACGUCCCAAGAGUACGCAUUAG
Messenger RNA from Caenorhabditis briggsae, 1089 nucleotides. It is a transcript of the gene Cbr-grp-1, whose product is annotated as Protein CBR-GRP-1. The transcript has 7 exons. The record is from RefSeq and is a predicted model, not a curated record. Lineage: Eukaryota; Metazoa; Nematoda; Chromadorea; Rhabditida; Rhabditidae. Gene Ontology annotation, molecular function: guanyl-nucleotide exchange factor activity. Gene Ontology annotation, biological process: regulation of ARF protein signal transduction. The coding region runs from base 1 to 1089 and encodes 362 amino acids.